Messenger RNA from Dictyostelium purpureum, 1416 nucleotides. RefSeq lists its product as uncharacterized. The transcript has 2 exons. Bases 161 to 1231 code for a protein of 356 amino acids. NCBI's taxonomy places the organism in Eukaryota, Evosea, Eumycetozoa, Dictyosteliales, Dictyosteliaceae. The record is from RefSeq and is a predicted model, not a curated record.
UAUAAUUAUUUAAAAAUAUAAAAUAUAAUAAAAAUAUUGAAUUUUAAAUUUUAAUAAUAAUAAUAAUAAUUUUUUUAGAUUUAUAAUAAAAUAAUAUUAAAAGAAUAAAAAUAAUAAAAAAGAUAUAAAAUAGUAUUAAUAAUAAUAUAAACUAUUUAAAAUGAAACUAAGUAAAAAUUGUUUUAAAUGUAUAACAUUAAUUAUAUUUGUAAUUUUAAUAAAUAGUACCAUAUAUGGUCAAGGUGAUGGUACAACAUGCGAAGUUGCAGGUUUAAUGGCAUCCUCCUGUAAUUUAUCAACACUAGAAUAUUAUUUCACUCAAGAUAGAUUUAUAUCAACUGAUUUUUUAAAUCUUCCUUUUGGAGCAAAACUUUAUUUUAGUGGAGAUGUAGUAUUCAACUAUCCAGUUAACUUUAAUUGCCAACCAACACAAAAAAGAGAAAUGACUCGUUUCGUUUAUGAAGUUGAUUGCUUACAAGUAUAUUCAAACAAAUCAAUUACCUACAAUGCUGAAGAAAUAUAUGCAAGUGUUGAUUUCUCUACCAUUUAUGACAUUGAUACAAGUGUAGAUAAACCAGUAGACAUGAUAGAAUCCUAUUCAAGAUUUAUGAAACCUGCUAAUGGUGUAUUUGGUGAUCCAAAUGUAUUUGAACCAGUAAUUUAUGCAAGAAUCAAACCACAAGUUGGCUACAAAUGUGAUUUUAACCCAGGUUUCAGACAAUCUCGUCGUAAUCAAGAUAAAUAUGCCCUUCACAGCAAAUGUGCAUGGGGUAAGACUUUGUUUGCUCAAGGUGAUUUUAAUAUUAGAAUUUCUCCAUGCGAUUUACAAAACAACACUGAAUCAAUUCGUAAAUUAGAAGAAAUUGGUUUCGAUAAAAACUUUUAUAUUGAAAAAUUAAACUUUACACCAACUGACGGUUUAUUCUACACUGGUAAAAAAGAGAGUAUUUACAUCCGUUACUAUCCAAACUUUGAAAAGAAAUUUGACCUAACCUCAAUUCAAGAUAUUUUUGAUUCAUACCUUUACAUUAUAAACUAUUGCGAAGAUAAUCCAAAUAAAAUUGAAAUUUCAUUCGGUAUGCAAAAUGAUCUCUGGGACCACCAACCAUUCAAUAUAACUGACUAUAUUGUAACCAAAAAUACCAAUUCAACUUUUGAAGGUAGUGCAUCUUCAUUAAAAUCUGGUGUUGUUUUAAUCUUAAUUUCAAUUUUAUUAUCAUUAAUUUUCUAAGGAAAUAUAAAAAAUAAUUUAAUAAUCAUAAUUUAAAAAUCUCAUGUAAUAACAACUCGCCUAUCUAUAACCUUAAUAUCAUUAAAAAAUGAAUUUUAUUAAAAACUAUAUGUCAUUUAAUAUUAAAUAUAUUGUUUAAAAUAUAAAUAAAAAAAAAAAUUUUAAAAAAAAAAUUUUUAAUUAUU